GUUGCACUACGCACAGAGGUUUUUCCCCUUCUGACCCUUUAUUCCUCCCGUGCGCUCCGCUCGCCAUCCUCGGCUCCCAGAGGUGCGCAGCUUGCUCGUCCGCGGGCGGGUCCCGCGCGGCUCCUCCGCGCGCUCGGUCUUUCGGUGUUGCAGGCAGCGGAGUGGGGGGAGGCAGCGCCCGGCGCCGGGCUCUCCUCUUCGCUGACUCUGCAGCUGACCCGCGGAGAGCAAGGGACGUGCGUGUCUGGCCGCCCCUGCCAAGCGGCCGGUUUCCGAGAAGACGCGGUCUGGCAGCACGGAGCGCUGUUUUGCACCUAACCGAGCUCAGAGAGUUCAAGAAAGAUAUUUGAAGGCAUGGAAUAUAAGUAGAAUGUGGUAAAGUGAUCGACUUAACUGGAGGGAAAUAAGAAACUUGCUAUUGUCAACUAAAUGGAAAAUUUGGAAAUCCAGGUGCCUGACUUCCUACAGCUUCUUUGCACUCUUUGGAUGGAUAAUAACCUCCUGGGACCGCUGUCCACAGAGCUCCCCACUAUUAGAUGGCAGUUCUCUGAACACAUCUGCCUCUUAUGACAUAUAAGAGUCCACUCGUGUUUUUAAUGGAUCAUUCCUACCCUGGAUUGUAUUGUAGGAAGUAUUCUGGAUGGACAGCUGCUGGAAACCCAUUGCCGUAGUCAGCUCUUCUUCAAUACUUAAGGAUUUUCCCUGGCAUUGAGUAAUGAGAAUUUCGAAACCACAUCUGAGAAGUACUUCCAUCCAGUGCUACUUGUGUUUGCUUUUGAACAGUCAUUUUCUAACUGAGGCCGGCAUUCAUGUCUUCGUUUUGGGCUGUAUCAGUGCAGGUCUUCCUAAAACAGAGGCAAACUGGCAGUUUGUAAUACGUGAUUUGGAAAAAAUUGACAAUAUUAUUCAAUCUAUACAUAUUGAUACCACUUUAUAUACUGAAAGUGAUGCUCAUCCCAGUUGCAAAGUAACAGCGAUGAAGUGCUUUCUCCUGGAGUUACGUGUUAUUUCGCUUGAGUUCAAACAUCAUGUCCUUAAUGAAACGGUGGAGAACCUUAUCUUCCUAGCAAACGAUCGUUUAUCUUCUAAUGGGGAUAUAACUGAAACGGGAUGCAAAGAAUGUGAGGAAUUGGAGGAAAAAAAUAUUAAAGAAUUUUUGCAGAGUUUUGUCCAUAUUGUACAAAUGUUCAUCAACUCUUGAUUGUAAUCGAUCCUCUUCAGCAUUUCUGCCAUUAACAAGCAUCUUCCCAGGGCUUAAAGGCAAUGAAACUCUCCACAGUUCACAUGGGCUGCCCAAACCAAUUUUUCUAACAAGAGGAUGAUCUGGAAUCUUGGAUCAGAUGAACUCUUGGAAAUGAAGGCAGAAAAAUGACAUUGAGUAACAUGAUGUCUAUGAACUGUCCUCCUACUUAUUUUGUUCACUUAUUCUUUAUUUAUUAUUGAAGUUGUACAUAUUUGUAGCAUAACAUAAAGUAUUGAAUAAAAUUGUGUGCCUUCUUUAUCCUUUGAAAUUGCACUGAUACUUACCCCUUUUAAGGAAAUAGGGGACAUUCCUUCAAGGGCAGGAGUUGAAUUACACAGCUGGUGGGACUGAGCACCACUGGGGCAGGUAAACUGUGCUCCAGCCUGCGAGGAACUGCUAACCACCAGCCUUCACUCACUUCUCCAGUGGGUGUCGCACAAGGAGGAAGAAUUGACUCCCAAUGAGAAAGGACAAAGAGGUGUGAAAUGGGUGCUUGACUCUGUAACGUCAUUAUUGAUCUAGAAAGCACCUGUUAUCAAAGAUAGUGUUUGAACCUGGCCUGUACUGUGCAGCAGUAAAUCUUAGGUGGGAGUGGCAAUAAUAAACCUUCACCGAUAGGUAGAAUCGUGUAUAGAGAACUCUUGGUUAUAAUGAUGUUAAUAUUUCAUGCUUUUCUGAGUGCAGGUGUUUUAUAUUUUCACAUUUUUUUGCCGUGUUUGUAUAUAAAAAAGAAAACUGCUGAUUUGUUAGAGCCAACAUUAUCUGAUAAAAAAUAAUUGUUUAUAUAUUUUUGCACUAUACUGUCUGAAAUUUUCAAGCUCUUUUUUAAUAAAACUAUGACU
Molecule: messenger RNA, 2085 nt
Organism: Ailuropoda melanoleuca (giant panda)
Lineage: Eukaryota; Metazoa; Chordata; Mammalia; Carnivora; Ursidae
Gene: IL15
Product: interleukin 15
Exons: 9
Coding region: 716-1201 (161 amino acids)
Biological process (GO): positive regulation of T cell proliferation; positive regulation of immune response; neutrophil activation
Cellular component (GO): extracellular region
Molecular function (GO): cytokine receptor binding; cytokine activity
Source: RefSeq, a predicted model, not a curated record